AUUAAACAACAAACUAAAUAUAUAAUUCUACAUUAUAUUAUUGUUUUGAUAUGUUCAUCAAAUGUUUUAUUUAUAUAUUACUUUAUACUUAAAAAAGAACAAAACAAACCAAAAAAACCAAGGUGUUAGGUUGGAACAAAUCUGGUUUUUUCUUUGCUCUGAGACUUGAAUUGGUAGUUUCAGCUAUCAGUUGUUUGAGCUAGACAAAACCAUGAAUAUGGAUAUGGAAGAAGAGCAGAGGGCAAGCCUUUUACCAUCAAUCACUGAAGUGAAUACAACCCAUUUGAGAAAAGACCUGAACAAGGAUGAUGAUAUUGUUGCUGAGGUGAAGCAGCAGCUUAAAUUAGCAGGUCCCUUGAUAUGUGUUAAUCUCUUAACAUACAGUUUGCAGGUGAUUUCAGUCAUGUUUGUGGGUCAUCUUGGAGAAUUACCACUAGCUGGAGCUUCCAUGGCCACUUCUUUUGCUUCAGUAACUGGUUUCAGCUUGCUGAUUGGAAUGGCAAAUGCCUUAGAUACAUUCUGUGGGCAAUCCUAUGGAGCAAAACAAUAUCACCUGCUUGGUAUACACAUGCAGAGAGGAAUGAUUGUUCUUCUAGCUGUAAGCAUUCCUUUGGCUAUUAUAUGGUUCAAUGCAGGCCAAAUCCUUUUGUUCUUGGGUCAAGAUCCUGAGAUAUCUGCAGAGGCUGGUCGAUAUGCUCGGUUCAUGAUACCGAGCAUUUUCGCUUAUGCUGUUACUCAAUGCCACAACAAGUUCUUGCUAACACAGAACAAUGUUGUUCCAAUGAUGAUCACUACAGGAAUAACAACAUUACUACACUUGUUCAUAUGUUGGUUUAUGGUGUUUAAAUCAGGUCUUGGAAAUAGAGGUGCAGCCAUGGCAAAUGCAAUCUCUUAUUGGAUUAAUGCAUUGUCAUUAGUACUAUAUGUCAGAAUCUCUCCUUUAUGUAAACACACAUGGAAUGGUUUCUCUAUGGAGGCUUUUCAUGAAAUUCCAAAGUUUCUAAGACUUUCCAUUCCUUCAGCAGUAAUGUCAACGUUAAAGAUCUGGUCUUUCGAAAUGAUGGUUCUGUUAUCUGGCCUUCUUCCUAAUCCAAAACUCGAAACAUCAGUCUUGUCAAUCAGCCUUAACACAGCUACAUUGGUGUAUAUGUUACCUCUUGGGCUUGGUGGGGUGAUAAGCACAAGAGUUUCAAAUGAAUUGGGUGCAGGGAGGCCUCGAAUAGCUCGCUUAGCAUUAUGUGUCGCGCUAUGCAUGGUUGCUACAGAAGGCACCUCGGUGGGUGCUGUCUUGAUCUUAGGCCGUCGAAUUUGGGGGUAUUGUUACAGCAGAGAAGAAGAAGUUGUGAAAUAUGUUGGAAAAAUGCUGAUUUUGAUCUCAAUUUCCCAUUUCUUUGACGGGAUUCAAUGCGUUCUCUCGGGUAGUGUUAGAGGCUUAGGGAUGCAAAAGAUUGGUGCUUAUGUUAAUUUGGCAGCUUAUUAUGUUAUGGGCAUACCUAUAGCCAUAGUUCUAGCCUUUGUUUUCCACAUUGGUGGGAAGGGGCUUUGGAUAGGAAUCAUAGUGGCCUUAAUCAUGCAAGCAUUGUGUCUUGCUAUUAUAACAAUAUGCACUGAUUGGGAAAAAGAGGUGAAUAAUGCUUCAGAUAGAGUACAUGGCACAAAAGUUGCAAUUAGUGAUGAAUUAUCAUGAUGCUAAUUUGAUUCUAGGAAGUCUAAUAUUAUGAUCAUAUUAUAUUCUUCUAUGAAGGGUCAAAGUCAAACAGUGGCAACAAUCCACAGAAAAUAGUUGUUGAGUGAAAAUUCAUGGUGGUAAUGAACUGAAAUGAAAACCCAAUGUAUAAAAUUGCUUUAAUAUUUGAAUCUAAAUACAAGUUAUGAUUUUACUAGAAUAAAAA
Molecule: messenger RNA, 1892 nt
Organism: Cannabis sativa
Lineage: Eukaryota; Viridiplantae; Streptophyta; Magnoliopsida; Rosales; Cannabaceae
Product: protein DETOXIFICATION 16-like
Exons: 8
Coding region: 212-1687 (491 amino acids)
Biological process (GO): xenobiotic detoxification by transmembrane export across the plasma membrane
Cellular component (GO): membrane
Molecular function (GO): antiporter activity; xenobiotic transmembrane transporter activity
Source: RefSeq, a predicted model, not a curated record